AGUAAAUUGUGCGUAUUCGAACUGUUUGAUGAGCGGUGACCCAGACCGCUACCCGCCCCCGUAGUCGUAAACCGUUGCUGUGGACUGGCAUUAUCGCACAUAACGGUGCGGAAAGAUAGUAAAGGAGUACAUAAAAAGAAAAGACCUUUCAAACACCAACGCAAUAAACUCCGUAGAUUCUCCUAACACCAUCUUUUUUUUUCUUCUUCUAGCACCUGAUUCAUUCUGCCUGCUGCUAUGCGACUGUUUCUUCUGUAAAAAAAAAUUCCCCGUUCUCCUCCUUUCCAAACAAGUGCAGCGUGCGAGCUUACUGCUUGUUAACUUUCGCCUUUUAUAGUUUUUUUUCCCCUUCUUUCCUUCAUGCUGUCCUUGACUUCAUUAUUAAACUUAACACAAAAAUCGCUUUUCUGUGACAGGCGCGCAAAGAUUUCGCUUUCCUAACCUGUUUUUGAACUACUCUUCAACGUCUAAUUUGUUUUGUUCGUGUUUGUCUGCCUCUCUUUUUUUCUUUUAUCUUCAUCUUUUCCUGUUGUUGUUUUUGCGGAAGACGUGCGCAGAGCACACGGCACUGGCGCCUCUUUCCUCCUCUUCCACAUCUUUCUGUUUUUUACAGAAUUUUCUACGCCACAAGUGCUGUGGUGAGGUGGUUUCGUGUGUGCGCGUGUGAGAGCAAAGGUGCAGAAGGAAAGCGUUGAUAUAUAUAUAUAUCUCCUGCCCACCUCUCUUUUUCUAUCUCUCUGUAGCAGUUUGUCAACUCUGUACAUAUCGGUUCCUUUAUUUAUUUAUUUUCGAGAGGAUUUCUUUCUUCUUUCUCUUGUCUCUCUUCACUCUCAAUCAUUUUUUUGUGUGCGUUUUUACAUCUUCGUCUUCUUUCCUCGUCGUACCCACAACCGACUGCGGUUUAUAUUGACCUCUUUUUUAAGUUCUCGUGAGCACUUGGUGUGUGAAUCUCACAGCGUUGCUUCUUAUUUUCCCUCUCCCGCUCCAUUAAAAGAAAAAUAAGAAUCACUCGUGAGGUGCGCGUUUCUCCUCAUUCGUGGUAAAGUUCUUCGUAUAUCAUUCGUGUAGUUCUUUUUUGAAUUCUACCCUCCUUCUCUCUAAGUAUAUGUAUUUAUACUUUCCAAAAAAUAUAUAUAUUUACAAAGUCUAUGUAUUAUUUUUCCUUGUUUUAUAUUCCUGAAAAGACUGUUUUUUAUUUUUUCUCUCUCUCCGUUUGCGUCUAAUUGCUUUCUUCUAGCUCAUUGACGGCGUCCCUUCUCCGUCUAUUGUUUCGCUGUGUGUGUUCUUCCCUGUUAGCCACCGCACCCUUCACUCAAUCGUGUAAGGAAUAGGUGGCCCUGCGUUGAGCACAUCGAGAACGUGACUCUUUUUUCGCUCUUCUUACGUUUGCUUUUUAUUGGAAAGCAGCAAAUUGUUUUUCUUUCAGCGUCUUUUCUUUUAGUGACGAGCAGGACCAAAUCGGUGUGAAAGAAAAAAUAUUCUUCUCUCUUUGUUUUUAUUAGUAUUAACUUGUGUAUGUGUGUGUGCCGCUGCUGUGCAACGUGGUUUGAGUGAUUAUUAUUAUUAGUGUUGUUUUUCAAUUUACUCUUGUCGUUUCGCGUCUAAUACAUUACGCCGAAGUUGUCUUUCUAUAGAGUGUCUUUUUUUCCCUUUUCCUUCUCUUUCCUUCGUUAUUUACUGCAUUUUACGCGUGGCGGACUCGUCUUCUUCUUCCCCUUUUGCCUGUGUACGUUGACCUUCCGACCACUGUUUUCUGUUGUGUGUAUACUUAUAAAAAUAUAUACACAUAUAUAUAUAUAUACAUCUGUCUUUGUCACCACGCCCAUUUCUAUUUCUCUCUCUCUAUAUAGAUAUACUUUUUUGGCGACUUCUCUCUCCUUCUUUUAUUUGUGCUUCUUUGGGCGCUGCCGACGCCUUGUCAUAUGCCUGCUCCAUUCGCGGAGGUGAAACCGCGUUCCACCACGGCAUUGGCUCCUGUGUCGCCGGUUGUGCAACGCGUCAAGAGCGGCGAAGAUCGCAUUGCUUCGUACCCCAGCGCUGUGGAAAGCCAGCUCCGCGACACCGCGCCCGCCGGUGCACCUCACCUGACGCCUCGCCUAGCGAUAACCGUCGCUGCGGUCACCUCGAAGGAGAACACGCCGCGCUGCACCUACGACGUCACGUGCUACCCGCCGAAAGUUCCUGCCGCCACUACCACUGCCACCACCACCACCAUAAACGCGAUGGCGGUGCAGUUGCUGUCUAAGCCACGGCGAAGUUCGCCGUACUUACCGCAGCUCAGCCUUGCUGAGGGCCACCGUACGUCGCCCUUGUCGGCGAACCCGGAGGAGCGCGCGGGGGAGUUUAAUGAAGCCUCUCUGUGCGUGCCGUUGUCGGCGGGAUGGGUGACCGGCACCCCUACCCCGCAUCUGAGCGCGCGACGGCUCUCGCCUCUCUCGCUACUGGCCGUUCCUCCUUCCUCCACGUCACCCGCUGUGACGUCCACCAACGCUGCCACGAGGUCGCCAGCGACGUGUGCGACGGUGGAGGAGACGCCGCCGGCUGCGUCGGCGAAGAUGGUGGCAUUCGAGCAGCGUCGCAUUCCACUCCCGCCGCCUGCGGUGGUGGCGAAUUCGGUGGACGAUGACGAGAGUGGCAAUGCCAGCAGCAGCAACACCGAUGCUGGAUCUGCCGCCGCCACCGCCGCUGUCAUCUCGCAGCCACGCAAGACUGCGGACACAAAACAAACGAAAUUCGAAGCUCAACGGUGUCUUUGCACGCCACGCACGCAGCAGCAGCAGCGGCAGUCGCAUUUGGCACCUUAUCCCCCGCCCACUGGCUGUCCUGCAUCAUGUAGCACCUCUUCAGGGCCGCAAGACUUCGACAACGACGGCGAUGUGCGAGGCUCGGUGCUGCCAUCCUGCUCGAUGGACUCCACCAUCCUGCCACAGAAAAGCGCCCCCACAUGCUCCACCAGUCUCUUUACGUCUGUCUGCUUCGACGUCGCCGCGGAGGACGCACCGCGGGGAUGCGCACCCACGUCGCCCCGCGAUCUCGGGACGGCAACGUGCCGACUGCCGCCGAUGCCGCCGUGCUUUUCGCCAUCCCCGCCGUCCUCCGCCAUCGACGCGACGGAAGCGGCAAAGGCGGGCGCGGCUGAUCGCGAGCAGGCGCUGGUGGCUCGGGACUUGCAGCAGUGGCGGCGCUGCAGCCGACACCGCCAGCUCCUCAUGCGAGCCUGCAACGUGGCUGAUGCGCGCUACGACGCGCAGCCCGUCACGGUGCACCCGUCACGCCCCUCCCUCGUGCUGGGCAGCGACUGCAACGACGCGAGCGACGAGCAUGCGAACAACGCGAGCGCGGCGCUGGCGGGGCUGCCCGGUAUGACACACGACGGAGAAGUUCCAGAGAACACCGUCGGGACACCCCACAGUGCGGUGCCGUACGCGUUGUCGGAGGCGGCGCUGCGACGUGCGGAAGACGCAGCGCGGCAGCAGGAGUCAGUGCGCCACGCCUCCGCGCGUUCACGGACGUCCAUUAUUUCCCGCUGCUCCACGCCGGACUGGGCGGGAGUUGAAGGCGGAGUGCUUUUCCGUAAGAACGAGGCUUCGCCGAGACGCGGAGGCGGUAGCGGCGCGUCGGGGCGGAGUCCCUCGUUGGACCGCCUCUUUGUCCGGCCCUCCUCCACGUCUGUCAUGAUGGACUCCCUGCGUGACGGCAGCGGGUGGAGCCGCAGUGAGGUGGGGCUGUGGGCUGGCAGCAGUCGGCAGUUGAACCUGUCCAUACUCACCUUCACAGGGGCGCCCGCCUUGAAUUCCUUCUCGCCGAACUCCGACAGCAGCCUCAUCCCGUAA
This is a messenger RNA of Leptomonas pyrrhocoris, 3833 nucleotides long. RefSeq lists its product as hypothetical. Lineage: Eukaryota; Euglenozoa; Kinetoplastea; Trypanosomatida; Trypanosomatidae. The coding region runs from base 1923 to 3833 and encodes 636 amino acids. The transcript has a single exon. The record is from RefSeq and is a predicted model, not a curated record.